UACUUUUAUCCCUACUAUACCUUAAGCUUCCCUUUCUAUUAAAUUUUAGUAUCCGCUCUUUUCGUUCGAUCGACCAAGUGAAUAGCAUAAUAAUGGCUGACGGAGAAGAAACUCUGAAGAAGAAGAGGACCUUCAGGAAGUUCACCUUCCGAGGAGUCGACCUUGACCAACUCCUGGACAUGCCCAAUGAGCAGUUGAUGGAAUUGUUCCACUGCCGGGCUAGAAGACGUUUCUCCCAUGGAUUGAAGCGCAAACCAAUGGCUUUAGUCAAGAAAUUGCGUAAAGCUAAGAAGGAGGCUCCACCAAAUGAAAAGCCAGAGAUCGUCAAGACUCACUUGAGAAACAUGAUCAUCGUCCCAGAGAUGGUUGGUUCAAUCGUUGGUAUUUACAACGGUAAAACUUUCAACCAAGUUGAAAUCAAGCCUGAGAUGAUUGGACAUUACUUGGGUGAAUUCUCUGUCACUUACAAACCUGUCAAACACGGUCGUCCAGGUAUUGGUGCGACUCACAGCUCGCGUUUUAUUCCAUUGAAGUAA
This is a messenger RNA of Cotesia congregata, 536 nucleotides long. Lineage: Eukaryota; Metazoa; Arthropoda; Insecta; Hymenoptera; Braconidae. The record is from the annotation of a GenBank genome assembly.